GCGGGUAGGUGGGAAAUGAAAUACCACCCGCGGACCAACAGGCUGGGCAGGUGAAGCUCAUUAGCUGCAGAGAAAGCAAUUUGCCUAAGAGAAUGAUACUCUGAAAUCAAACACUGGCCCUCCAGGUUGGGGGUUGAGGCAUCGGGCUAACUCCUCGAUACUCGUGAAAACAUUAAAAUGUUAAAAAACCCAACAGAAGCCUCGGAAAUAGGACUGGACAAAAAGGCGAACGACUUAAGCGUGCUAAACGGACAAUGAAUUUUGGAACACUCAAUGUACAAAGUUGCAGGACAAAGCUAUCAGAGAUCAUCCAUGAUCUGGAUAAACACAACUAUAAGAUAAUCACUCUGAUGGAAACGAAGAAAAAGGAAACGGGUUCAGAAAUGCAUAAAAUCACUGUCCUUGGAGUCUAUGGAGUAUCAAAUGACACCAAUAGAGAUGAAAAAGAGAAAUUCUUUGACGAACUGAACCAGGAGAUAGCAAAGAUAGGUAACAACAGGGAAUUAAUAAUAAUGGGAGAUCUAAAUGGUAGAACUGGAAGAAGAAUAGGCAGUGAAAUAAUAGGACUUAUGGAGAGGAUACUGUGAAUGACAAUGGAGGAAGGUUGAUAGAUGUAUGUGAGCAGAAUAAACUAACAGUAAAGAACGGAUACUUUCCACACAAGGACAUACAUAAGUAUACAUGGACUCAACCAACGAGAAAUUUGAGAUCGAUAAUAGACUACGUGAUAACAAAGCGCCAGACAUCACUGAAAGUUGAAGAUGUUAGAGCAUGUAGAGGAAUCUGCGACGUAUCUGACCAUCAUUUUCUCAAAGCCAAGAUAUUCUUCAGGAUACAUCAUGCGAACCUGACGAGUACUGAGGAAAGUGACCAAGGGACAGUGGAUAUUAUGGAAGAAAAGUAUAAUAUAGAAAGCCUACAGAAUGAGAGUACCCAAUACUUAUAUAAACGAAGAUUGGAUGCUUACCUAAAGGACCCGGAUAAUAUAACAGUACAUGAACUUUAUUAAAACGUUACCUACAGCAUAAGAAAAUCUGCAAGAGAAGCAUUGGGCAUCAAGAAGGCGCCUAAAAGUGGAAAAUAUUGGUGGAAUGAUGAGGCGGAAGAACUCGUUCGCGAAAAGAAGAGAUUGUAUCUGAAAUGGCUGAAUACUAAAAGCGAUGAAGACCAUAAGAAAUAUAAAGAGAAGAAAAGCGAAACACGCCACAAAAUAGCGGAGAGGAAAAGGGAAGCAUGGGAUGAGAAGUGUCGAGAGAUUGAGAUGUAUAUUGGAGGAAGAAAAUCUAGCGAAUCCUGGAAAUUUAUAAAUAGAGUCAGAACUGAUGAGAAACGCAACAGUACACUGCAGUUAAUACCGAACCAGAAAUGGACCAAACACUACGCAGACCUCCUUACUGAACACAGGGAAGAGUACAAACCGGUAGCAAAUGCAGGGAUACAAAUCGAAGGAGAGGAAAUACAUAUAGACCAAAUCGUAGUUAAAAAUGCCAUAAAACAACUGAAGAAUGGCAAAGCACCUGGUCCAGGUGGGAUUAAUGCAGAACUACUAAAAAAUGGAACCGAAAAAUUAUUCAAAUUAUUGGCCUACAUAUUUACAAAAUGCGUCAACGGCGAACCUAUACCAGAAGAAUGGAAGAUGGCCUACAUAACAUCAAUACACAAGAAGGGCAACAAACUAGACUGUAAUAACUAUAGAGGAAUAUCUAUAACGAGUACAAUUAGUAGGUUAUAUGGAAGAAUAAUAAGAGAUCUGGUAGAAGCAGAAUACCAAAACCAGGAAGAGGAGGAACAAUGUGGCUUUCGAGCGGGCAGAUCCUGCACCGACAACGUAUUCUGUCUGAAACAAAUUAUUGAGAAAAGAUCAGAAAGAAACAGGGCAACGCAUCUGAUGUUUGUAGAUCUGCAGAAAGCAUACGAUAACAUUCCUCUCGUGAAACUAUGGGAAGUGAUUCAGGAGACCAAUAUAAACCACACACUUGUUCAAGCUAUCAAAAAUAUAUAUGAUCAUAUGGUAGCAUGCGUGAAGAUAGGAAAUAAACUAUCAAUGCCAUUCACAGUCAACAAGGGUUUACGCCAGGGUUGCUGCAUUUCUCCUACGCUUUUCAAGGUGUAUGUAGCGAAAGCACUGUCAAUGUGGAAAAGGAAAUGCAGGGGUAUGGG
Coccinella septempunctata (seven-spotted ladybird) is the source of this 2160-nucleotide messenger RNA. RefSeq lists its product as uncharacterized. The transcript is spliced from 2 exons. The record is from RefSeq and is a predicted model, not a curated record. The coding region runs from base 255 to 587 and encodes 110 amino acids. Lineage: Eukaryota; Metazoa; Arthropoda; Insecta; Coleoptera; Coccinellidae.